Molecule: messenger RNA, 689 nt
Organism: Rhagoletis zephyria (snowberry fruit fly)
Lineage: Eukaryota; Metazoa; Arthropoda; Insecta; Diptera; Tephritidae
Product: mRNA cap guanine-N7 methyltransferase-like
Biological process (GO): 7-methylguanosine mRNA capping
Cellular component (GO): nucleus
Molecular function (GO): mRNA 5'-cap (guanine-N7-)-methyltransferase activity
Source: RefSeq, a predicted model, not a curated record
ACCUAUUUUUGUUUGACAUUUGGCUCUCAAAGGGAAAUUGUCAUUCAUUAACAGAAUUUUUAAUACUUUUACUUGGCAUUUAAUCGUGUUAGUUGUAGCUUUUGGAAUUAAUCACAGUGAUUAAAAUGGCUGAAAUCGCAGAAAGUUAUAGCAGUAAGGAUGAAGAUGAUGAAAGUAGUGAUGAAGAGUUGUAUCAAGCAGGAGAGCAGCAAUCUACCUCCACAAGUUAUAAACACAUUGCUCUGCAACAACAACAGGUUGCCUCACUUUCAGCGGACAGCGAUGAUAGCGACGAUUCGCCGCCGAAAAAAAUGAGCUGUAUUGAAAUUCCAGCCGAAAGCACUGCCAAUGAGGAAAGUGAUGGUUGUCGCGAAGAUGAUACAGUGGUAUCAAUUACAGAUGGUAAUAUGCGUGUUGUUGCCUCACAUUACAAUGAACUAAAGGAAACAGGGCGACAGGAGCGACUCAAGUCACGCAUAGUCUAUAUGCGAAAUUUUAACAACUGGCUGAAAAGUCAACUUAUUGCAGAGUAUCUAGCGCGCAUUAAUGAACAAAAGCGUGUAGGUGACCCAAUGCGUGUUUUGGAUUUGUGCUGUGGAAAAGGUGGCGAUCUGCUCAAAUGGGAAAAAGCAAAUAUUACCCAUCUUAUAUGUACCGAUAUCGCCGAGGUGUCGGUGGAUCAAUGCAAA